Molecule: messenger RNA, 1083 nt
Organism: Lycium ferocissimum
Lineage: Eukaryota; Viridiplantae; Streptophyta; Magnoliopsida; Solanales; Solanaceae
Product: adenylosuccinate synthetase, chloroplastic
Exons: 3
Coding region: 1-1083 (360 amino acids)
Biological process (GO): IMP metabolic process; 'de novo' AMP biosynthetic process
Cellular component (GO): cytoplasm
Molecular function (GO): GTP binding; adenylosuccinate synthase activity
Source: RefSeq, a predicted model, not a curated record
AUGGGACCUAAGACACUAUUGGAAACCCAAGACAAAGAGAUAUCUAGAGUUUGUAGGAUUGAAUCAUUGAGUCAGGUAUCUGGUGUCUUGCGUUGCCAAUGGGGUGAUGAAGGUAAAGGAAAACUCGUUGAUAUCUUGGCCAAACAUUUCGACAUUGUUACUCGUUUCCAGAAGUUUUUUCGGCACCAAAAAAGAAAGUCAAAGCAGGAAAAGAUUAGUUUGUUUCACUGGAUUUUUCUUCUUCAAAUAAAUGGUCGACAGAUUUUUUUUUUCUACUCUCGGCCCUUCAAUGUUGAUUUAUGGCAGAGUGGAGCCAAUGCUGGGCACACUAUUUACAAUUCAGAGGGAAAGAAAUUUGCUUUUCACCUUGUUCCUUUGGGUAUUCUCAAUGAGGAAACGGUAUGUGUUAUUGCUAAUGGAGUUGUGGUGCAUCUACCAGGAUUAUUUAAAGAAAUUGAUGGUCUUGAAUCUAAUGGAGUCUGUUGUCAAGGAAGGAUAUUGGUAUCUGAUCGUGCUCACUUAUUAUUUGAUUUUCACCAAGUAAUAGAUGGGCUUAGAGAAGCUGAGCUGGCUAAAUCCUUUAUUGGCACCACCAAGAGAGGCAUUGGGCCUUGCUAUUCAAGCAAGGUCAUUCGAAAUGGCAUAAGAGUAAGUGAUUUAAGGCAUAUGGAUACCUUCCCCCAGAAACUUGAUCUUUUACUAUCAGAUGCUGCUUCAAGAUUCAAAGGUUUUAAUUAUAGCCCUGAUAUGCUCAGGGAAGAGGCGGAACGCUACAAGAAAUUUGCUGAGAGGUUGGAACCCUUUAUUACAGAUACUGUACACUUCAUGAAUGAUGCUAUAUCUCAGAAAAAGAAGAUUUUGGUUGAAGGUGGUCAGGAAACUAUGUUGGACAUAGAUUUUGGAACGUACCCUUUAGUGACGUCCUCCAGUCUAUCAGCUGGUGGAAUCUGCACUGGUCUUGGCAUUGCUCCCCGAGUGAUUGGUGAUCUCAUCGGUGUGGUAAGUGAACUUACUCUAUUUUCUCUAGUAUCAAAGAACAGAGCAUUUGGUGUUGCUCAUUUUUUUUUAUUUUUUUUUCAGUAA